Erigeron canadensis is the source of this 3238-nucleotide messenger RNA. RefSeq names its product vacuolar protein-sorting-associated protein 11 homolog. Gene Ontology annotation, biological process: intracellular protein transport; vesicle-mediated transport; organelle fusion. Gene Ontology annotation, molecular function: protein binding; protein-macromolecule adaptor activity. The record is from RefSeq and is a predicted model, not a curated record. Gene Ontology annotation, cellular component: endosome; HOPS complex. NCBI's taxonomy places the organism in Eukaryota, Viridiplantae, Streptophyta, Magnoliopsida, Asterales, Asteraceae. The coding region runs from base 166 to 2952 and encodes 928 amino acids. The transcript has 5 exons.
UAUAUCUCUGUAUCUAUACAUUAUUACAUUACAUCUAUAUAUAUCUUUCAAAGAAUAUGAUCACAAUUGUGUAAAAAUUCAUAAUUUACAUCACCCAUUUUGAUUUUAUUACAAUUGGAAUUACAAUUUUUUUAAAAAAAGAAAAAGAAAAGAAGAAAAGACACCAUGUAUCAAUGGAGGAAAUUCGAAUUCUUUGAAGAAAAAUACGCCGGAAAAAGCGUGGGGUCCGAUGAAGUCACCGGAAAAAUAGAGUGUUGUUGCAGUGGAAGAGGGAAAGUAGCGGUUGGUUGUGAAGAUGGAAGUGUUAGCUUAUUAGAUCGUGGUUUUAAGUUCAGUUAUGGAUUCCAAGCUCAUACUUCCUCUGUUUUCUUCCUUCAACAACUCAAGCAACGCAACUUCCUACUAACCGUGGGAGAAGAUGAACAAAUAUCUCCACAGCUAUCUUCUGUGUGCCUCAAGGUUUUUGACCUUGAUAAAACUCAACCAGAGGGUCCAAGCACCUCGGUUCCUGAUUGUAUCCAGAUUCUACGAAUAUUCACCAAUCAGUUUCCAGAGGCAAAGAUAACAUCAUUUCUAGUCCUGGAGGAGGCUCCACCAAUAUUGCUAAUAGCCAUUGGGUUAGACAAUGGUUGCAUUUAUUGCAUUCAAGGGGAUAUUGCACGUGAGCGUAUCAAACGCUUCAUGCUUCAAGUCGAAAAUCGUCAAGAUAAAAGUCAGUGUGCCAUAACUGGGAUGGCGUUUCGUGUUGAUGGGAAAACUUUACAACUAUUUGCAGUCACUCCCGCUUCUGUAAGCUUGUUUAACUUGCAGACUCAGCCAGCUAGCCGGCAAACCCUGGAUCAAAUAGGAUCCAAUGCGAACAGCGUUGCAAUGAAUGACCGCUUGGAGCUUAUUAUUGGUCGACCUGAGGCUGUAUAUUUUUAUGAAACUGAUGGUAGAGGUCCGUGUUGGGCAUUUGAAGGAGAAAAGAAAUUUCUUGGUUGGUUUCGGGGAUAUUUGUUAUGUGUCAUUGCAGACCAAAGAAGCGGAAGCCAUACAUUUAAUAUUUAUGAUCUCAAAAACCAUUUAAUUGCACACAGUAUAGUGGUUAAAGAAGUAUCUCACAUGCUAUGUGAAUGGGGAAGCAUACUGCUUAUAAUGAGUGAUAAAUCAGCUAUAUGUAUUGGAGAAAAAGAUAUGGAAAGUAAAUUGGAUAUGCUUUUUAAGAAAAAUCUUUAUACUGUAGCUAUCAAUCUUGUUCAAAGUCAACAAGCUGAUGCAGCUGCAACGGCUGAAGUGUUAAGGAAGUAUGGCGAUCAUCUAUAUAGCAAGCAGGAUUUUGAUGAAGCUAUGGUCCAGUACAUCCAUACCAUUGGUCAUCUAGAACCUUCAUAUGUGAUCCAGAAGUUUCUAGAUGCACAAAGGAUCUACAAUCUUACGAACUACUUGGAGAACUUACAUGAGAAAGGUCUUGGUUCGAAAGACCACACUACCCUUCUUUUAAACUGCUAUACCAAACUGAAAGAUGUGGACAAAUUGAACGUUUUUAUAAAAAGCGAGGAUGGUGUCGGGGAGAAUAAGUUUGAUGUGGAAACUGCAAUCAGGGUUUGUCGAGCUGCCAAUUAUCAUGAACAUGCAAUGUAUGUUGCCAAAAAGUCUGGGAGGCAUGAGUGGUAUUUAAAGAUAUUGCUUGAAGACUUAGGAAGAUAUGAAGAGGCGUUGCAGUACAUUUCUAGCCUUGACCCAAGUCAAGCUGGUGUGACUGUUAAAGAGUAUGGUAAAAUACUUAUAGAGCACAAGCCCGUGGAAACCAUAGAAAUUUUGAUGAGGCUUUGCACAGAAGAAGGUACACAUGCAUAUAUGUUACCGUCUCCAGUUGAUUUUCUUAAUAUUUUCAUACACCAUCCAAGAUCACUUAUGAAUUUUCUUGAAAAGUACAUAAAGAAAGUAAAUGACUCGCCCGCUCAAGUAGAAAUUCACAACACGUUGUUGGAGCUAUAUUUGUCUGGUGACUUAAAUUUUCCGCUAAUGUCACAAGCUAAUAUUAGUGAGAAUGGUAGUUCCAAACAUGUGGUUAAUGGAAAGUUAACUCCAGUACAUAAAGACGAAAAAACUGAAAACGAUCAUCAAGAGAGACAUCAGAAAGGGCUUCUAUUGCUUAAGAGUGCAUGGCCGUCUGAUCAAGAACAGCCACUGUAUGAUGUUGAUCUGGCUAUAAUCCUGUGUGAAAUGAAUGCUUUUAAAGAAGGCCUUUUAUAUCUUUAUGAAAAGUUGAAACUUUAUAAAGAGGUUAUCGCUUGUUACAUGCGCUCACAUGAUCACGAUGGUCUGAUUGCUUGCUGUAAGAGGCUUGGGGAUUCAGGGACGGGAGGUGACCCUACGCUUUGGGCAGAUUUAUUGAAGUAUUUUGGCGAACUUGGGGAAGAUUGCUCUAAAGAAGUGAGGGAAGUUUUGACUUAUAUUGAAAGAGAUGAUAUUUUGCCUCCUAUUAUGGUUUUGCAGACACUUUCCUCAAAUCCAUGUCUUAGCCUCUCUGUCAUUAAAGAUUAUAUAGCUAGAAAACUGGAACAUGAGUCGAAGCUUAUUGAAGAAGACCGCCGAAUGAUUGAUAAAUAUCAGGAAGAGACGUCUACAAUGAGAAAAGAAAUUCAAGAUUUGAGGACUAAUGCCAGAAUAUUUCAGCUAAGCAAAUGUACUCUUUGCACUUUCACACUUGACCUUCCUGCUGUCCACUUUAUGUGUAUGCACUCAUUCCAUCAGCGUUGCCUUGGUGACAAUGAAAAAGAAUGUCCGGAAUGUGCCCCCGAGUACAGAUCUGUUCUUGAAAUGAAAAGGAACUUGGAACAAAACUCCAAAAACCAAGACCAGUUCUUCAAUCAAGUUAAGAGUUCAAAAGAUGGAUUUUCAGUAAUUGCUGAAUAUUUUGGAAAAGGAAUUAUUAGCAAGACUAAUAAAGGACCCGCCGGAUCUUAACUCCGCCACUGAUUUCUGAGCUUACAUUUGUUCGUUUGAUCUUAUUUUGUAUUUUUUGUUAGAAACCGAAAAAAGAGUGACCAAAAGGACGGUAACCUAAGCUUCUCAUGCUCAAGAAGGAAGGAGUACAUACACUGUUAUAGUUUUAUAUAUGCAGCUCUAGAAGAGUUGUUUUUGUAAUAUUUAUAAGUUAUGGUGUUGUUUUCAUUAGAAAUAUUAUGAGGUAUUCUUACAUGCUGUGUUUGUGAAACAUUUUUCUAAAAUGCAUUUUAUUUGAUUUUACACA